ACCACACAUAAAAGUCCUUUGAUUUGAGGUUCACUUUAUAAUUUGUUAUGGUUUUGGGUGCAGACAAAAAUGCGCUGUGGAUAUAAUCUUAAUUUUCUGUAAAUCUAGACAUCUAUUUACAACUUUCCACAACAUGUUUGUGUCUCUCUGUAAAAUAUUAUCACAACAAGACAUACUAAAAUGUAUCUAAAUACUGUAGUUAAACUUUAGGCAACAAACAGUGAAUCAAGUUAAUUUGUGAGUCUAACAGAAGAGUUUUCUUCAUCCAUGCAGAUGAAAAACUAGUUUGGCCAUAAAUGUAAAAACACACUUUGCACGCAAAAUUGCUAUUACAUGAAAGCAUACAGUUGAGUUAUUUUGCUUAUCUAUACCAAAAGAUGGGCAAGCUGACGUGAUACCAUCCACAUAAAGGCAUUGUGUGAAAUGAAUGCAUUUGCAAAUUGAGAACCUGCCCUUGCAUGAUGGCGGAUGAAUGUGUCCGUGGGGCAGACCGCAACAUUAAUAUACCUCACCAGCAGUGAAGCAUCGGCCGCCAGUGGCGUGGACAUUUCAGGAAGAGAACAGACAAAUUCGCUGAAAUCAAAUUUGGGAGUUCUGUUUCUAGAAGAGUGAGAGAAAAAAGUGCCCCGGAAAGACCCACUCGUUUCGUCAUUUUGAAAUCCGAAGGGGAGGAUUUCUUCAUUCCCAGAAAAUUUCUCCGCAUGACCCGCAUCAUUUUGGGAGGUAACAAAGUGGAGCACCCGCGUCUUUCCUCAUUCACAAAUGAUACAAUGUAACGGGUGCUUUGGUCGCAAUCAUCCGGAGCUCAUGUUUGUGUGCGCGAUUGUACUCUUGUUCGGCUGAAUUCAAGAAAAGCAGGCAAGGAAGGAGAGGAAGUAGAAGCAAACAGUGGACUCCUUGAGCUCUGCACCACAAGUUUCCUUCACUCUUGCUGAGCAGACCUGGAGUCAUGAGUUGUCAGGAGGUGCCGAACCCCAGCCAGGAGCCGAAGGACACUGCUGUGGUCCCCACAGAGGCUGGAGCCACACAGGCAGUACCAACAACGUCUCCGAAGCUUCCCUCAGUGAACGUAAAGACCGAGGUGGCAUCUCCCAUUGAGUCUGUGGCCAGUAACGGCAAAGCGAGUGACAGCAACAUACCUGCUGAGAUCUGUGUGGUUUUAGGAAGCUCUCGUAACUCUCAAACACAAGGCUCUUACAUUUGUGGAGUAUGUGGCAAAAAGUACAAGUACUACAACUGCUUUCAGACGCACGUCCGAGCUCACACAGAGACUGAGGCUGCUGCUUCUGGAGAAGGAGCCUCUCUGGGAAUCAAUAAUUCUUUCCGCUAUACAUGUGACGUAUGUGGGAAAAAAUACAAGUACUACAGCUGUUUUCAGGAGCACCGAGACCUCCAUGCAGUUGAUGAUCCGUAUGAUCAUGUGAUACCAGUAGAAGACCUAAAAGAGGAGACUGAAUCCUACCAGAAAAUGGGACCAAAAACGGGAAGUUACACGUGUGAGUAUUGUGGAAAACAGUACAAAUACUUCAACCCCUAUCAGGAACAUGUGGCUCUUCACGCUCCAAUGAAGGGAAAUUAUGGCCUUAAAAUGGAAGGGAAAAUGUCUAGCCAGUCAGGCCAGUCCAGUCGUGCAGACAUCAACAAUUCCCAGAACUCGAGUGAUACUCCAAACAGCCGGACCUAUUCUUCCCGUCCUAGCCCUCAGAAAACCUACUCGUGUGGAGCCUGUGGAAUUCAGUUCCAGUUCUACAACAACCUCCUGGAGCACAUGCAGUCCCAUGCUGCUGAUAAUGAGAACCAUGUUAAAGAUGAGUCUCCGAAGCCUUGCCAAGCGCCUGUGGCCACACAGGAGCAGAUGUGGAAAUCUCCUCAGCCGGCACAACAGAGGAACCACACACCGGCUUUUCAGAACAGAUUACUUCCAGAAAAGGAGAGACAACAAGUGGCUGAACGUUUACUGAGAGUAAUGUGCGUAGACCUUGGCCUUCUUGGCGUCCUCAGCAGCAAAGACUUCCUGAAGCUUGCACAGACCCUGGUGGACACGGGUUCACGUAAUGGGGCCUACUCCAUUCGUGAAGCCCUGGGAGAUAUGAGCUCACUGGCAUUAAAACAGCUCCCCCGUAUGUACAAUCAGGUCAAAGUAAAAGUCACCUGCGCCCUGGGUUCCAACUCCUCCUUGGGCAUUGCAGUGACCUGCCAUUCCCAGACUAUAGGACCAGACUCCUGCUAUUUGCUGACAGCGUAUCAAGUAGAGGGUGUGCGACUCCGACGCUACGUGCUGGGACUCAAGGAGGCCUCGUUAAGGGAGAGUCCUGAGCAGAUACACCACUGGGUCCAGAAUGUUCUGUCAGAGUUUGUCAUGUCGGAAAUCCGCACAGUCUAUGUGACAGAGCCACGCUUGUCUUCGGUAGCCUUUUGCGGUCGCACCGGAAUUGGCCUUCGUUGCGCAGGUUGCUCUCUAACAGCAACGGUUCAGGCCGUUCUUGGUCGCCGCAGCUUGCAAGCACGUGGGCUCCAUGAGCUAGGAGACCUUCUAGCUACAUGUCGCGACAUUGCUGCAACGACCAGCUUCAGUCAAGAAGGGAAAGCUGCAGGAGAGCCUGCCGCGCCGCCCUGUUGGGAUGCAGUUGCAGAGGCCUUGCUCAAGGUACACGAGAACUUUGAGGCCACCUGUGAAGCGUACGGCCGCUCGAAGAGCACUGUGCCACUCUUGCAAGGCCUGAACAAGCACCUGCUUGGCACGCUUGCAUGUUUGCUUGCGCCGCUAAGACAGGCCGCGCAGGAGCUGAGUGUGGAACGCUGCCCCACACUCCAACACGUCCUUCCCGUCUACCUCCGUCUCGAAAAACUUUUCACCUCCAAAGCCGGUGAAGCGGGUGCUGGCAGUAAGCUCUGCCACUACUUCCUGGAAGCCCUGAAGGAGAACUUCAAAGUGGAACGUGUCCAUCAAGUCGCAAUGAUCCUGGAUCCACAGCUUAAGCUGCGGCCGGUCCCUGCUUACCAGCAUGAGGAUAUUAUCUCAAGGGUGUGUGACAUGGCUGCUAAUAUGAGGGAAUCAGGAAGCGGUGGUUCUGGGGGUAUGUCUGUGGAUGAGCGUGAUAGUGAAGGACCAUCAGCACCAAAGCGUGGCCGCCUGGACUGUGGAUUGGAGAGGCCAUCGUGCGAUGCUGAAGAGCCACAGGUACGAAAGGAGUUGUUCCAGUACCUCGGCGAACCACUUUUCAAUGGCACAGGAGACCUGUUACAGUACUGGAGUUCGGUCAUGGACCGAUACCCCAGGCUGUCGCGGUUAGCGCUGUGGUUGCUGGCUGUACCUGCUGUAGCUGUGCAUGUAGAGUCCGUGAACAUCUGCGAGCAGACCUUAGCCAUGAAGAGAAAGCAGCAGGUCACUGCGGAGGAGAUGAACAAGCUAGUCUUCCUCAAGAGUAAUUUUGCUUGAGAUGGCUCAGGGCUUUCGGCUAAUGGCACCAUAGACUGUUUGAACCAGAUGUACCGGUCACUUCUCUUUACCCCUUCCAAAAAUCCUGUUUUACCGUAAGUGUCUAUCAAUGAGGCACACGAUAGAAAUUUACCAAGGAAAGGUACAUUGACAACUAAUUCACAAACACCCCUUCAGACCAUACAGUAUCUUUGCAUUGGCAGUGGCAACAGAAGCAACUCGAUGAGAAUACAGUUUGCGCGAGGACACUGAUAUAAACUUGUGUUUUCGAUGUUUCGGUUAAACUAUUGCUUAAAAUCGUGAUGUGUUUUUAUCAGUAUGUGGUUCCUCCAUCUCGCUUUUCUUUCUGUGGAAUCCAUCUGAAAUUGAGUGUAUUAUUGAAAUCAUACACAACAUACUUUCCAUCUAGAGAAGGAAAAAACGGGGUACUUAGAAAAAGCCAUUUCUUUGCAAUUACGCCUUUAUGAAAACCACAAACACUCUUUGCUGUGACAUCCAAACAAUACCUCUCUUUAGCAGUUUAUCAGAGGGCAGAUCAAGCUUGUAGAGGUGUGUGUCUUGUCGUAAGCAGGCCCUGAUUCAGUAAUCUCAGUUAACCGGUUUGAGUGCGUGUUAAGCUCUUGUUCAGCCUCAGGAGUUUAAGGCCAGCAGAACUCAGAUUUAUACUUGGGUCACAUAGAUAAAUGAUUUUUGAUUAUUUAUUUUUAUUUUGUCAGUUCUCACAAUAACGUUGCAAUAAAUGUUCCGUAGCAGAAGUUAUACUGUCAAGCAGACUCUGAUGCCUUGCACCUUUGUAGCAGCCUUUUUUGCCAUUACAGCUCACUGGGAUUAUUUCAUUCUACAAUACAAUCUGCAAUACCUGGAACAGCCACUUAAACCCCAAGAUUGGAUCCUCAAUAAUAUUGGGUUAUGGAAGUAUAUAGGAAUGAUCUGAUGUUCCAGUCCAGUGGAUCAGAUUUAUUUAUUUUACUUUUUUUUUUUAUUUUUUUUUUUUAUUUAUUUUUUUUUUUCAGAACUUGUUUCUGAAAAAGUGGGAAUAGGGCUAUGGAAUACAGAAACUGUCUGUCUCUCACUGUCUCGGUACAAACCUCCUUGAACAGAGGCAGCUAACUGCAUUAUUGUUUGAAUGCGUUUUAAGAGGAUAAAGCUAAACAAAUAGUUCAUUAUUUAUGCACUGGAUUUCUCUUAUCAUUAUUUUCCUCAUUUAUCUACAGCAGGAAAUUAGAUUAAGUGAUAACAUUAACUAGAAAAAAAUAAAUAAAAAUAAAAUCAUUGCCUAGAUUAGGACCAAAGUAUCUUUUAAAAGUAGUUUGUCAUUGUGAAUAAUUGCCAUUUCCGGACAGAUUUGUAGUUUUAUCUCAUAACACCCAUGCUUCCUCAUAAUGGUUUUGCCCUCAUUAAUUUCCACUGCCUUUUAAACAACUGUUCAUUUCAAAAUUGUUCUAGUAAACAGACAGUAGUAACAAUUUUAACUUCCAUAAUAAAUGAUCUUCAAUUUACUUCAAGAGUAUUUUGCAGUAGUUUUUCCAAGGAAAGAUGUGAUUUUAGUAAUAUAUAGUUUGUCUUGUAAUGCCUUGAACAUCUUUGUGUGAUUAUACAGAUAUGCAUGCAGACAAUAUAAGAGUUUUUUUUUUUUUUGUCUUAAAGUGGAAGAGAUCUACAAAUACAUAGUCGAUGUUCACACAAAAGCAGAAAUACUGUUGUCAGUCCCAUUUUGAGUGCUAAAUAAGGUGCAAAUCUGCUUAUAAAAGAAUGACAACCGCUUUCUGUGACUCCAGAAAAUCUAAGUCUAUUGUUAAAGACAAAUUUUGAAGGUUCAGUUAUAUAUGCUGAAGGACAAAAAUGGCAGUGAAGUAGUCUAUCACUCCUUUUAAAUGGGUAAUCAUUGACCUCUCUCAGGUUAUGUAAAAUGGUGGUAUCAUUUAGUGAAAGAGAGAGUGAGACAAAACUCUUAAGUAUUUAGGAAAUAGUCUUGCAAAGGGGAAAAACAGUACCGAAGAGUUUUUUAAUUUUUUGACCACAUAUAUGAACAGUUCCAAAAAAAAAAUGAAAUCCUUAGUCCUAUAUAGUCUAUUGACUAUUAUCACCUGUUCCUAUGGUUACAGGCAUCAUUUGCCCUACAUAGAAGGGAACUGACUGGUUAACUGUAUAGACAUUGUAGAUACUCUGCUGUUGUAGGUUUAAGAUGAUUUGAGAAUCACACCUGUUGAUAAAUACGGUUGUUAAUCCCAAACACUGACGUACACACCACAGAAUUUUUGAUUGCUAUGAUAAAACUAUAGCGAACAAUUGUUUUGCCGUUUCACGGUUGUGAAUAAUUUUAACCUAUUUGGUGUCAGUUAUGUUUGACCAAAGAUUAGCGACCAAAGACGCAUUGUGUUGUACAAUUUUACCUAAACCCCCGAUGACAGAGACACUUGGUGUAGCUAUAGCCCAUGACACACCUAGCCGACGGUUGGUCGUCUGGCAGUUUUUAUUUGUCAGCCAAGUUUUCUCCGUGUGUUCCUGCAGCUUCAACUGAAGUUGGUCCUCGUCUGCUUUUUUGCGGCUGAUUUGACACGUUGAAUUAAUGUAGGAGCUUGUUGGUCUGUUGGGUUUUUAAACAGCACGCUCUUUGCAGUGUUGCCUUUUCAACUUAUCCUUCUUUUUGCCUUCUGGCUUCCUAGCAAGGUCACUAAAAAUAUGUGAGAGAUUUAAGUGAGUCAUCUUACGUUUUGAAUUUAAUGUUGAUGUAAAAAGUUUCAGUAAACAACAAGUUAAGUCGGUUGUAGAGUGGAUUAAUGCCUCAUUCAAGACAAGGUCAAAGGCAGGAAACUGACAUUUUCCGCUUCCAAUCUCAAUGCCUUCAGGUCAACCACACUGUCACGUCAUGUAGCCUUGUACCACAAGAUGGCGCCUUGACUCAACGUGAGCAAUUCAUAUUCCCACAUCAAUAAUGAACAAAAAACAAAAGCAAAGAACUGCUCAGGUUAGCUUCUUAAAAACAAGCCAGGAGUGAAAUGAAAACUUUGUUAUACAUUUGUGUAAUACAUCUUUGUAUACCAUGUUGUGAACUUUAUGUUGCCUUGUGCUCUUAAAGGAACAUUCCAGGUUAAAAAAGUAAAUACUGUAUUUUCCAGACUAUAAGUCUCACUUUUUUCAUAGUUUGGCUGGUCCUGCGACUUCUAGUCAGGUGCAACUUAUUUAUCAAAAUUAAUUUGACAUGAACCGAGAGAAAUGAACCAAGAGAAAACAUUACCUUCUACAGCCGACACGCAGUUUGAUUGUUGAAUGGAGGAUGACAGACAGCCGCAGCGGAAAGAAGAGUUUAUAUGAACUUGAAUUUAAUUUCAAUUUUAAUCUGUACCUCACAUAGAACUAUGGAACCACAUCAGAACACUUGAAAUAUGUCCAUGAAAACGUCUUGGUGCUUUAAUGUUUUAGUGCCUUUCGUGGGGCUCAACAAUAACACAGAAUAGUAUACGCACAAUAUCAGAUUAUCAAAAUGUCAGUAUCGGAGCCGAUACCGGUCCCAAAUAUCUGAUCGGUGCAUCCCCAAGCAUAGAUCAUUGAAUCUGAUUAGACCGUCCGCAUCUCGUUCAAAAAUGACCAAAAAGUUUCAUUAUUUUUAAAACUUGUCUCUUCUAUAGUUACAUCGUGUAUCAAGACAGACAGAAAAUGAAAAGUUGUGAUUUUCUAGGCUGAUAUGGCUAGCAAUUAUACUCGUAUUAUAGAUUGUGGUUGAACACUAUUGCCCACUUUAAACGCCAUUCCAGUCAUUUUAUUCCCAGGAGGUAGGAAAGAGCUCCGAUCUAUCUGAACACAAAUAAGCACUCAAAAGAGGAGUAACAACCGUAUUUAGGUCCAGCGUGUGAACUCAGCCAUUAGCCUGAAUUGCUUAAGUUAGCACAUAAAAUGUAUCUGCUGAAAAGAAAAGGAGCAGGGAUGCAUGUUGUUUGAACUUGGUAUUUCCCAAAAUACAAAUAAUGAUACUGGCUAGCAUGUGCAGAAAUGUUCAUAUGUAAAAACAUAUUUUGAUAAACCUGGCCCAGAAACAGCUGCUGUUGAAUUUUCUCGUAUUUCUGUGUAACCACAAGAGGGCAGAAGUGUCUCAGAAAUCUGUCUUUGCAAAGCGUCUCCAAACAUCUUACCUCUGUUUUCUAUUCAUGCAUUUCAGCUAUUUUGAUAAACUCAGUCUGUGAAUAUGUCAGACUUCAUGAAAGGUGUCUUUUACCCCCCUCCCUUUUCCCUGGAUGAAUGUGUACAUUUUGGGGGGAAACAUGAAUGCUGGUCAAAUGCAAAAUGCUCUUCAACAGCAGACAAGUUUUUGACAAAUACUAAUCUCUGAAAGUGUAAAACACUGUUUCAAUCACAACUAUUUAUGGAUGUACAACAAUUAGUAAUAUCAUUCAACCUGUCUGUUUGAGAGCCCCCCCACUCCCAAUUAUAGUCCAGCCAACAUUUGUCUUUGACAGGCAUUUUUCUGAUUUUGUCUAUUAAGUUGUUUCAGCUGUAGGUCUAAUUUAUACUUUUUUAACAACACUAUUUUUCUAAACAUGACUGAUAGAGUUUCUUCUCUCCUUAUCGACUGUCAGUAGUACACUGCGCUGUUCUAAGAAGCUAUCUACUCCUGUAGUAUGUGCUGUGUGAAUAAAAUAUCCUUAAACAAAAAA
Carassius gibelio (silver crucian carp) is the source of this 8091-nucleotide messenger RNA. RefSeq names its product zinc finger protein 618 (gene znf618). Gene Ontology annotation, molecular function: protein dimerization activity. NCBI's taxonomy places the organism in Eukaryota, Metazoa, Chordata, Actinopteri, Cypriniformes, Cyprinidae. The transcript is spliced from 13 exons. The record is from RefSeq and is a predicted model, not a curated record. Bases 950 to 3439 code for a protein of 829 amino acids.